UCAUAUCAUAUCAUAUCAUAUCAUGACAUUGACCAAGCAUUGGAACUAUAACGAAGGCGAAGACCUUGUCUUGUCCAAUCUCAAGGGAUUGGUUCAUGUUAACCCUUCCGUCAGAUUAAUCCCAUCUCAAAAAGUGGUAUUCAAUCCGCACUCCGACACCAGUAAGAAGAUUGCUAUCAUUAGUGGUGGUGGGGCUGGUCAUGAACCAUUACAUGCUGGAUUUGUAGGGGAUAAUUUGUUAGAUGCUGCCGUCAGUGGUACUAUCUUUGCCUCCCCAUCAACCAAACAAAUUAUGGCUGCUUUGAAGGUAAAGGCUGAUAAGGAUACUGGUGUUAUUAUCGUGGUGAAAAAUUAUACUGGGGAUAUUAUUAAUUUUGGUUUAGUAUCAGAAAAAGCUAAAACAGAAGGUUAUAAUGUUGAAAUGGUAAUUGUCAGUGAUGAUGUUGCCGUUGGAUGUGAACAAAAUAAAAUGGUAGGUAGAAGAGGUAUUGCGGGUACUGCUUUAGUUCAUAAAGUGAUAGGAGCUGCUGUUAAUGAUAGUGUAAAGGCAUACUCUGUACAAGAUAUCAGACAAUUAGGAGAAAAUGUUAAUGCUAACUUGGUAACAAUUGCUGCAUCAUUAGAUCGUACAUCUGUUCCUGGUAAAAAUGAAGAAAUUGAAUAUACCAAAAGCAAUGAAGCUGAAUUAGGUUUGGGUAUUCAUAAUGAACCAGGAACUAGAAUCAGUCCAAUUCCAAACAUCGAUGAUUUAGUCAAUCGUUUAUUCAAGUUACUUGUUUCUCCUGAAGAUAAAGAUCGUCAUUAUGUCGAUUUUGAUUUGCAAAAUGACGACUAUAUCUUAUUGAUUAACAAUAUUGGUGGUACUUCUACAUUAGAAUUGAAUGCUAUUGUUGAGCAUGUUUUAUCCAACUUACCAUUUAAAAAGGCACCAAAAAGAGUCCUAGCCAGUGAUUUUGUUACCUCUAUCAGUUCUCCAGGUUUCUCCAUUACUUUGUUGAACUUGACUAAAAUGAACUACGAAACAGAACAAAUCUUAUCUUACAUUGAUGCUCCUACUAAUGCACCAGGUUGGAAACCAAAAUCUUAUGAUGAACAAUUAUGGGGAAGAAGUGAAGAAUUCAAGUAUUUCGAAUCAGAAAAACUUCAAGAAGUCGUUAGACCUACUAAUGUUAAUUUGAAGAUUGAUCAUAAAUCAUUCGAAAAAGCUUUAAGAGGCUCAUUGAACAAUUUAUUAUCACAAGUAUCUAAAAUUGACCAUUAUGACGCUAUUGUUGGAGAUGGUGAUUGCGGAGAUACUUUAAAAGCUGGUGCUACUGCUAUCUUAAAUCAUAUCAAUAAGGAUAAUUCAUGUUUACAAGAUGUCUUAGAUGCAUUAUGGGUUAUCACUGAAUUGGUUGAAGAUAAUAUGGGUGGUACAUCAGGUGGUUUAUAUUCGAUUUUCUUAACUGCAUUAACUCAAAAUCUUCAGAAGGAAAAUGAACUUACAGUUAAGACAUUUGCUGAUGCAAGUCGUAAGGCAAUGUAUGAAGGUUUAUUUAAAUAUACCAAGGCCAGAGUUGGAGGUAGAACCUUAGUGGACGUGUUACAACCUUUCAUUGAUGAAUUGUAUGAUACACAAGAUUUAAAGUCGGCUCUUGCAAAGGGUAAACAAGGUUGUGAAGAUACACUUAAAUUAAGCCAUGCCAAAUUUGGUAGAGCAAGUUAUGUUAAUGAAGAUAUGUUUAAAUUAGAAGGUGGUAUUCCAGACCCAGGAGCUGUCGGAUUAUUAGCCAUUCUUCAAGGAUUUAUAGAAAAUCUUUAGUUUUUAUUAAGUAAAAAUACAGAGAUGUUUCUAAACUAAAAAAAAAAAGUUAAAAAAGGUGAAAAAAAGAAAAUGUCAAAAAAGAGAUUUUGCAAUUUAAAAAAAAUAUAGCUAUAUAUAGUUGUACAAAUAAUGUUAAUAAUAUUACAAUGGAUUAAUCCAUUUUUAGUUUU
This is a messenger RNA of Scheffersomyces coipomensis, 1974 nucleotides long. It is a transcript of the gene DAK2, whose product is annotated as dihydroxyacetone kinase. Gene Ontology annotation, biological process: glycerol catabolic process. Gene Ontology annotation, cellular component: cytosol. Bases 23 to 1801 code for a protein of 592 amino acids. Gene Ontology annotation, molecular function: ATP binding; glycerone kinase activity. The transcript has a single exon. The record is from RefSeq and is a predicted model, not a curated record. NCBI's taxonomy places the organism in Eukaryota, Fungi, Ascomycota, Pichiomycetes, Serinales, Debaryomycetaceae.